Messenger RNA from Paramisgurnus dabryanus, 1698 nucleotides. RefSeq names its product MOB kinase activator 1A (gene mob1a). NCBI's taxonomy places the organism in Eukaryota, Metazoa, Chordata, Actinopteri, Cypriniformes, Cobitidae. The record is from RefSeq and is a predicted model, not a curated record.
GCAUUAAUCUAUUAUACACUUUAACUAAAAACUGCAUAGUAAUUGUAGUUUUAAUUACCAAACAAUAACCAAUCCGUAUGGAUGGUACCCAGUCUCCACGCAACCAAUCAUUUUUCCGGCUUGUUUUAUUUUGUCGUCCGCGCGCUCACUGGCAGCCAAUCGCAGACACUUCCUGAGUCUGCACCAACUACGUCCUCAAUUUUAUUUUUCAGGCUGCAAAAUCUCUAACUUCGAUAACACUUCUUAUUAAUGUUUACGGCCUUUCAGAGUUAAUUGUACCCCGGAUUGACAAUUCGUAUCGCCUUCGAGCUCUUUUUGGAGAAAAGAACCGGAGAUGAGUUUCUUAUUUGGAAGUCGUUCAUCAAAGACAUUCAAGCCAAAGAAGAACAUCCCAGAAGGAUCUCACCAGUAUGAGCUCCUCAAACAUGCCGAGGCGACGCUGGGAAGCGGAAAUCUCCGGGCUGCUGUGAUGUUACCGGAUGGAGAGGACCUCAACGAAUGGAUCGCUGUCAAUACCGUGGACUUUUUCAACCAGAUCAAUAUGCUGUAUGGCACAAUCACUGAAUUCUGCACAGAAGUCAGCUGUUCUGUUAUGUCUGCAGGCCCCAGGUAUGAAUAUCACUGGGCAGAUGGCACCAACAUCAAAAAACCCAUCAAGUGUUCUGCGCCCAAGUACAUUGACUACCUGAUGACCUGGGUUCAGGAUCAGUUGGAUGAUGAAACCCUGUUUCCAUCUAAGAUUGGUGUUCCUUUCCCAAAGAACUUCAUGUCAGUGGCUAAGACUAUCCUGAAACGUCUCUUCAGGGUGUACGCUCACAUUUACCACCAGCAUUUUGACUCGGUCAUGCAACUUCAGGAGGAAGCCCAUCUGAACACCUCCUUCAAGCAUUUCAUCUUCUUCGUGCAGGAGUUCAAUCUCAUUGAUCGCAGAGAGCUGGCACCUCUGCAGGACCUUAUUGAGAAACUGGGCAGCAAGGACAGAUAGACCCUGAUACUAUCAUCAUCAUCAUCAUCAAUCACUCUUUCUGCAGUCUGAGCACUCCUGAAGGCCCUUUCCUUCAUUUUGUCACCUGUCCGUUCUUUCAAAUCUGCAUUGCUGUUUGUGCACACUGAUUGUCGUUCCAACAUCGCAGCUGUGCUUCUUGAAGGGUCGUCCUGAAAACUUGCUGUAUGUGUAAAAAGUAUUUUUACUUGGUUUCGAUUUCUUUCAGUAUUACACUGUAAGCCUUUUUAGCUCUAUGGAUGUACUGGGAUAAGAAACCCAGUAUUAGAAUUUAGUUUUUUUUUAAGUGAAACUAAAACCAGCAUUUUUAUUCAAACAUGUAUUCACAUUUUUGUAGUGUUGAGAGGAUAAAACCUAUAUGGGGACUGUUUUUACAAUAUUGCAUUUUAUUUUGUUUUAUGUUUUUUUAUUUGUUUCAUUCAAAUUUUAAGAGAAAUGCUUGUAUUUUAUGUUGUUACUGUCUCUGUGUGAUUGUAAUUCACAAAACCUGUUUUAGGAUUUCAAAGAAGUCAUCGGUUAUCUUAUAGGUACAUUUACAUUUAUCCAAAGCGACUUACAAAUGUGAGAACGUUUAACAUUUUGCCUUAAGAGCCAGCAAUAAAUAAAAUGAUGGUAAAUUAUGUUUUGACAAAAUUAUGUAUUUACAGUAUGCCUACAUUUCAUAAAUAAACUAGAUAUUUAGCCUGAACUCAAAA